Molecule: messenger RNA, 1140 nt
Organism: Staurois parvus
Lineage: Eukaryota; Metazoa; Chordata; Amphibia; Anura; Ranidae
Source: the annotation of a GenBank genome assembly
AUGCACAGCAAACGGAAGGCGUUUGACAGGCUGUGUCCCAACCGGGCGCUGGAUCUGUCCAACCGGCUGAAUAAAAAGCCAGAGAGGAAGGUGGCCAAGAGGAUUUUCGCUGAGCACCCUGGCCCUGUGACUAUCUAUGUAGAUCAGUCUCCCAGCGCAGUAGAUGCAGCUCUCUCCACCAUUGACUGGCAGGACCUGGCUGAUUGUAACGCUGUCAUACAACAGGACGCCACUAGGGGCGCGCUCGAGCAGCAGGUAACACAAGCGCACUGCAUGCCAGGGACACCCGACUUCGACCUGCAGGAGUUCAGGGAUGCUGUGGACAACUUCAUCGCAGACCAGUCUUCCCAUAUGCAGGGUGAAUUGGGCACUGCAGACUUCCAGCUACCCCCCUGUGAGGUGUCUGUGUUUGAUCAGUGCCUGGCACCUUCUAUUCACCCUCAGCCAUGCCAGCUCAUGCCCAUCAACGUGCAGCCUCUCCCCAGCACAGAGCAGUACUGGAGGGAUAUGGCAGAUCACAAUGAGAAAGCUCUGGGGGACGCCUUGGUACAGAACAAUCAGCUGCACGUGACACUGAAUGAGAAACAGGAUGAGAUCGAUUCACUCAAAGUGAAGAACGUUCAGCUGAAGGAACUCGCUGAUCAGACGAAACACUUGGCUUCUGUGCUAGAUAAGCUAAUGAGUCACCGGUCUAGAACCAUUUCCAGUCUCCCCUCUAAUGUUGUCCUGACAAGACCACCAGUUAAAAGAAACCUGGAGGAGUUUUUCCAGCAGAGCAGUGAUCAGGAAUGCAAUCAAGUGGAUGAAAUAUUGCGGGAGAUCUCAAAGAAAUGCAACGCUGCACUGAUGGGACAUGACUACACUGAAACCAAGCGACCCAAGCUGCAAUCUGGUGACCCCAUGGACUACCUGGAUGAGGAUUCUUCAAGAAUAAAAAUGUGCGGAGCCUUUCAUGGCCUAAAGACAUCUACAGGUCACAGCUCACUGAACUUAGGUGACACUAACUUAGAAGAAGAUGUCGCCUUCAGGACCUCCAUCAAAGACCACUCUACUAUCCGAACCCUUGCCUUCCCCCAGGGAAAUGCCUUUACCAUCAGGACCAGUGGUGGGGGAUAUAAAUUUAGAUGGGUCCCCAACUGA